This is a messenger RNA of Dibothriocephalus latus, 549 nucleotides long. The record is from the annotation of a GenBank genome assembly. Lineage: Eukaryota; Metazoa; Platyhelminthes; Cestoda; Diphyllobothriidea; Diphyllobothriidae.
AUGGUCGUCAUCAACUGUGGUGCGCUAGGCUGUUGCAUACACUUAUGCACUUUAUCUUCGUUUGCAGCCGCACUUUUUUUCUCCGUCUAUGAGGCUGGAAAGGGCUCUGCGUUACAUCUAGGUGCACCAGCAUGGUUGUCAUCCAUGAUCGCCGCAAGUCUUGGUGAAAUUGCAGCUUGUGUGGUGCGUGUGCCCUGCGAGGUCGUUAAGCAACGAGCUCAACAUCGUCCGCACUUGAGCAUCUCUUCAAUUAUCUCGAAAAGCCUGAAGAACGAAGGUAUAGGCGGCCUCUAUCGGGGUUAUCUGAGCACAAUAUUCCGUGAACUACCCUUCUCUCUUAUUCAGUAUCCGGUGUGGGAAUUGCUGAAGCGAGGCCUGGAGAAACACAAUCGUCGGCACGGCACUACACCCGACGGCAGACUGACCGCAGGUCAGUUCGCUCUCUGCGGCGCCCUCGCCGGUGCCAUAGCGGGCGGCUGUACCACUCCUCUGGAUGUUAUUAAAACCCGAAUAAUGUUAGCAGAGGUAAGUUCACGUGCAAGUCUGUGA